Ipomoea triloba (trilobed morning glory) is the source of this 2199-nucleotide messenger RNA. RefSeq lists its product as uncharacterized. The coding region runs from base 1 to 2199 and encodes 732 amino acids. NCBI's taxonomy places the organism in Eukaryota, Viridiplantae, Streptophyta, Magnoliopsida, Solanales, Convolvulaceae. The record is from RefSeq and is a predicted model, not a curated record. Gene Ontology annotation, molecular function: catalytic activity. The transcript is spliced from 6 exons.
AUGAUUGAGCAUCGAGGCGAGGAGGUUAUAAUCUGGAACUGUCAAGGGGCAGCUUCUAAGCAAUUCCUUAGAGCUGCAAAGUGGCUGAUUAGCAAACAUCAUCCGGACAUCCUUUGUUUAGUCGAGACCAGGACGUCUGGGUAUAAUGCAGAUGCUGUCUGCACCAAUUUGGGUUUUGAGAAUUGGGCGGAAAUCACCAGUAGAGAAUGGAAUUUCUCAGUGGUGUACGGAAGUCCAUCACCCCACCUCCGCCGAAGACUUUGGACUGCUUUAAGCAGAAAUACGGUGCAGAUUAACCACCCGUGGUUGAUAGUUGGGGAUUUCAACGCCAUUGUCAACAACGAUGAGUGUCCGAAGUUCACGUGGCGGCGGGGCAAGGAGGAAGGGACGUUCAAAGGCGCUAGAUUGGAUCGUGUUCUAUGCUCGCUGGAUUGGUUGGACCUUGUGACGACUUCGAAGGUUAACCACCUUACGACUUUCGAGUCCGAUCACAACCCUCUUUUGGUUGAUCUUGAUACGAAAGAAACUAGGCACACAAAUAGCUUCCUGUUCCAAGGUGCCUGGACGAACCAUCAUUCUUUCAACCAGCUUGUCAGUAAUAAUUGGAAUGGGGAUUUGUCUGUUUGGCAAAAUAAGGAUGCGAUGGCAGCUAAACUCAAGCAAUGGAACAGAACAGUGUUUGGUAACAUCCAUCAUAGGAAAAAUAGGUUAUUGCGGCGUAUCGAGGGGAUACAAAAACUCUUUGACCAUGCAAGGCAUGCAGGCAUUAUUAAUCUGGAAAGAAAAAUUAGACUAGAGCUGGAGGAUACGCUACAGCAAGAAGAGAUUUUCUGGUAUCAGCAAGCGAGGGAGGAUUGGAUAGCUUCGGGGGACCGAAACACCAAGUUCUAUCAUGCUGCUACGAAGAGCAAAAAAACUAAAAGAAGCGAACCAACCUUCUUGGAUAAUGAUGGUAAUACCAUGAAUGAUAGUCAUGAGAUCAAAAUUGCUAUUCAAAGCUAUUUUACUAAUAUUUUCACUAAGGAUGCGGAAGCAGAUUUAUGUCGUGUCCCUCAUGGAAAUUUCCCUCGGCUUUGUGAGAAUGAUUGGGAAAUUUUUAAUGCUGAGUUUACUAUAGAAGAGGUCAGAGCAGCUCUUUAUGAGAUGAGGCCGCUCAAAGCCCCGGGACCGGAUGGCUUUCACGCCAUGUUUUACCAAAAGGCUUGGCCCGUGGUUGGAAAAUCUGUUUUCAAACAGGUGGAUUUAUUCCUUAAGUCCGGAGUGAUGGAGGAAGGCAAUGACCGGUUAAAACCCAUUCUUAAGAAGCUUGUUGGACAAGAGCAAAGCAGUUUUGUUCCAGGCAGACAAAUAACGGACAAUAUUUUGCUCUACCAGGAAGUGAUGCAUUCCAUGAGGACCAAACAGGGCAGCAAGGGUUUUAUGGUGCUCAAAAUAGAUCUUGAAAAAUCCUAUGAUAGGCUUAAUUGGGAUUUCAUCCGUGACACACUUAAAGAUGUUGGCAUGUCUAAUGAUUGGACAAUUCUCAUGCCAGCCGGAAUAUGGGAAGAGAUAGACAAGAGGAUCCGAAGGUUCAUUUGGGGAGGAACCCCGGAGGUUAGAAAAUGUCAUCUAGUGUGUUGGGAAGAAGUCACAAAACCAAAAAGGCUUGGAGGGUUGGGCAUUCGAGCGGCGAAGGAUAUGAAUAUGGCGUUCAUGGCGAAACUAGGGUGGCAAGUCAUUACAAACAAGGAGAGCAUGUGGGUCAAAGUUCUCAAGGAGAAAUAUGGUCAUGGGAAAGUAAGCAUUGACGCGAUCUCUACCAAGCCGGUUUGCUCAAACGCAUGGAGAGGAAUUGUGGCGGCACUCCACAUCGUCGAAAAGGGAAUUAGAAGCCAUGUCAAAAAUGGGAGAAAUACUAAUUUUUGGACUGACGUCUGGUUAACUAAGGAGUCACUACAUCACUGUGUUCCUGAUCAUGCACUUACGAAGGGGAUUGCCAAUAGGGUGUACGAUUACUGGCAAACUGAUCGGGGAUGGAAAUGGGAGAGAUUAACGCAUCUACCACUUCAAACUAGACAGGAACUUCUCCGCGUUACGAUACAAGAUGGAGAGGGAGACAAUGAACACUACUGGAGCCGGGAGGCAUCAGGUGAGUUUUCAGUCACGUCUGCGCACGAUUUGUGUCACGAUUAUCCGACCGACAUGCAGGAAAAAUGUUAG